AUGUCUGUUGAGGAAAAUGUCAAAGCUUUUCUCCGAGAUGAGCUUUACCCCUCCUACGACGAGAGCUUCAAAAACAUGGCAGUGGCUGAUCGCAUGGCCUCUUGGAAAGCGCUUGAAAAGCAAAAGCAGAGUGGAGGGGAUGUGGAAGUCCAGCCGCCCGGUGAGCAGCCCACGGAUCCAGCUACGCUGUUCAGUGACUACGGUGAACGAGGUCCGGAUGGGGUCCCGACAGCAGAUUCCGAAGGCAAGCCGCUUGACAAGAAGAAGUUGGCAGCACUGAAGAAGGAUCUGGCUCUGCUUCAGAAGCCGUGGGACAAAUGGCAAAACGACAAGCGAAAGUACGAAGCCUACUUACUGUCCAAGAUUCGGAAGCAAUGCCUGGAGAAGUAUGCCGAAGUGCAAUACACCGAGGAGGUGGAGCACCUACGGCCCUUGUCGCCAACUUCCCGGACACCGCUGGUCGUGGUAGUGGAGGAGGUUCCGGAGGACCGGGAUAGGGCGGUGUGGUCCGAUGAGCUUGAGCCAGUCGUGGGUCAGAAGUUGGACGCCAGAGUUCGCAAGGACAAAGCCGUGGCGAAGAAGCUCAAGGGACUGGAGGACCGCUGCUUUAAGUCAGUCAGUGUGCACGACCCUCUGAUGAAGAAGCUGAUGGCGCUGAGCGACGAUCAGCAAUUGUGGGAAGGAAUCAAGAUCCAAGCCGUCAAAAAGCCGACGAAGAUGAAGGCACCCAAAGAGCCCAAGGCUCCCAAAGGUCUGGUGGAUCCCGCGGACCACUUCAAGUCCGGGAAGCAUGAUGGGAAGUUCGGCGCCUUCGAUGACAAGGGAGUGCCAACCCAAACGGCCGACGGCACGGAGAUUCCGGAGAAGAAGCUGAAGGCUUUGAAGAAGGAGUAUGACGGUGUCAAGGACAAGUGGGACAAACAUCAGCAGGCCAUGGCCAAGUAUAGCCAGGAUCUGACAAAAUACGAGAAGUGGAAGGAGGGCGGCGAGGAGGAAGUCAGCGCAUCGGGGGUCCCCGAGGCACAGCGGAGUGCUGCCUGUGAGACGGCGGCGUUGGAGGUCCUGAGGCGCCUUUUGGAUCGGUCCGUCACGGAGCACGCGGAGGAGCUGUCCGUUGAGGUGAACCAAGGAAGCCACGACCCUCCGGAGCUUGCUGCUUUGAUGGUCAAGGUGGUCCUGGAGCACGAGGACAAGACGACGGACCCAGUUCUGAAAGUGCUGAAGACGGUGGACAAGAAGAAGCGGAGUGGCAUGAUCGAGGUCGGGGAGUUGCCUGAGGUCUUCCGGCUCCUGAAGGAGGACGAACUCCAGGUCGGCACACAUGUCUGCUUCGGAGACAUCACCUACGAGGAGGUGGACUUCGUCUCCAGCAUCCUCGAAAAGUCGUCUUUGGCCAAGGAGGGGCAGAUCAGCCACGAGGACCUGAAGGCUUUCAUUGAAAACCAGGACCUGCAGCCCGGGGAAAAUGGGCAUCCCAGCAGCCUCGCGGGCACCCUGGUGUUGAUGCGCCUGGAGGCCUGGAAGAAGGCCUCCUCCGUGGAGAAGCUGAUGAGCCCAAGGGCUUGGCGCCUGCAGCUCUCCGGUAACAGCCUGGGCCCGGAGAGCGAGGCAGAAGGGGCGGGGGGAAAGGCGGCCCAGGCGGAGGAGCCCAAGGAGACCAACGCUCCGGUAGAGGCGCCCGCGGAGCCAUCGAAGGAAGAGACUUCAGGAAAGGACAAGGAGAAGAAAGAGAAGAAGGAGAAGAAGGAGAAAAAGGAGAAGAAAGAAAAGAAGUGA
Symbiodinium sp. CCMP2456 is the source of this 1776-nucleotide messenger RNA. NCBI's taxonomy places the organism in Eukaryota, Dinophyceae, Suessiales, Symbiodiniaceae. The record is from the annotation of a GenBank genome assembly.